Vigna umbellata (rice bean) is the source of this 2392-nucleotide messenger RNA. NCBI's taxonomy places the organism in Eukaryota, Viridiplantae, Streptophyta, Magnoliopsida, Fabales, Fabaceae. The record is from RefSeq and is a predicted model, not a curated record.
GAUAACAACCACAUGAAUGAACCUCUGAACCAAACACAGAUUCUUCACUCUAUGUUGCUACAACUCUCUCUUUUUCAUCUUCUUGGCCUCCUUCAAACUCCAAACCAACUUCAUCACUCAUCUUCUCUGGUAAAGUUUACUCUUUCAGCAGAUUGGUCUAUAGGGUGAGUGAAUUAUGUUCAUGAAGCUUAAGUUUCAGUGUUCAGUGAAAGCAAUGAAAAGGGAUAUGCAAAAACGGAAGGGUUAAACUGAGAUGGCUACAAGCAAUUCCUACCUCCCUAGUGCUCCUUCUUCUCUUCUUCCAAUCUCAAUUCACAAGUUCCAAAUCACUCAACUCAGACCAAAACCAAAUGUGUCUUCCAUCAAACAGCACAUCAACCUCAGUGAAACACAACAACUCCAAGGUCACUUCAUCAAAACCAGUUCCAGUUGGAGUUUUAGAGUCCCUUUUGCAGCACUGGAAAGUCAUUCUAGCAAUGAAGCAAUUUACAGCUUCCUAAUUACAUCUUACAUAAAAAACAAAAGCCCUGCAGAUGCUGCAAAAAUCUAUGCCUAUAUGCGUAGAACAGACACCGAAGUUGACAAUUUUAUCAUACCCUCGGUUCUCAAAGCAUGCUGCCUUAUCCCUUCAAUCUUGCUAGGACAAGAGUUGCAUGGUUUUGUGGUGAAAAAUGGCUUUCAUGGGGAUGUUUUUGUGUGUAAUGCUUUAAUCAUGAUGUACAGUGAGGUUGGAAGCUUGGAAUCGGCACGGUUGUUAUUUGAUAAGAUUGAGAACAAAGAUGCUGUUUCUUGGAGUACUAUGAUUAGGAGCUAUGAUAGGAGUGGUUUGUUUGAUGAAGCAUUGGACCUUUUGAGAGGUAUGUUUAUAAUGGGAGUGAGGCCUAGUGAAACUGCAAUGUUAAGCAUCACACAUGUCUUGGCAGAACUUGCUGAAUUGAAAUUGGGAAAAGCCAUGCAUGGUUAUGUGAUAAGGAAUGUGAAGUUCGGGAAAUCAGAAGUUCCUCUAAGUACUGGUUUGAUUGAUAUGUACGUUAAGUGUGGAAAUUUAGGUUAUGCAAAAAGGCUUUUUGAUGGCUUGUCUGAGGCUAGUAUCAUUUCAUGGACUGCUAUGAUUGCAGGCUACAUUCAUUGCAAUAACUUGAAUGAAGGUGUAAGAUUCUUUGUCAAAAUGCUUGAAGAGGGUAUGUUUCCAAAUGAGAUUACGAUCCUUAGUUUGGUCAAAGAAUGUGGCAUAGCAGGUGCUCUAGAACUAGGAAAGUGGCUGCAUGCUUUCACAUUAAGAACUGGGUUCACCAUGUCUUUGGUUCUUGCCACUGCUUUCAUUCACAUGUAUGGCAAAUGUGGUGAUGCUAGAAGAGCAAGAUCUCUGUUUAACAGCUUCAAGAGCAAAGAUUUAAUGAUGUGGAGUGCCAUGAUUUCAGCUUAUGCACAAAACAAUUGUACAGAUGAAGCAUUUGAUGUCUUUGUGCACAUGACAGGUUGUGGAAUAAGGCCAAAUGAGAUGACCAUGGUUACCCUCCUCAAGGUAUGUGCAAAAGCUGGAUCACUUGAAAUGGGAAAGUGGAUCCAUUCUUACAUAGAUAAACAAGGAAUUAAAGAAGAUAUGAUUCUUAGAACAGCUUUGGUGGACAUGUAUGCCAAAUGUGGAGACAUAGAUAUAGCUCACAGAUUGUUUGAUGCAGCAAUGGACCGUGACGUUUCAAUGUGGAAUGCCAUGAUAUCAGGUUUUGCAGUGCAUGGUCAUGGUGAGGCAGCAAUGAAACUGUUUGAAGAAAUGCAAGCACAGGGGGUUCUCCCUAAUGACAUUACAUUCAUUGGUGCUCUUCAUGCUUGUAGUCACUCAGGAUUGUUGCAAGAAGGGAAGAGGCUAUUUGACAGAAUGGUUCAUGAAUUUGGACUUAUCCCAAAAGUUGAACACUAUGGUUGUAUGGUGGAUGUUCUUGGUAGAGCAGGAAUGCUUGAUGAAGCACAGGAAUUGAUUAAGAACAUGCCUAUGAGGCCAAGCAUGGCUGUGUUUGGAUCUCUUCUUUCUGCAUGCAGGCUUCACAAAAAUCUCAAAGUAGGAGAAUGGGCAGCAGAACAGUUUCUCUCAUUGGAACCUCACAAAAGUGGGUAUAACGUUCUGAUGUCAAACAUAUAUGCAUCAGAAAGCAGAUGGGGUGAUGUUGCAUACAUAAGGAAAGGUAUGAAGGAUGAGGGAAUUGUUAAAGUUGCAGGUGUUAGUUCCAUUGAAGUGAAUGGAUCACUUCAUGAAUUCAUAAUGGGAGAUAGGGAUCACCCAGAUGCUGAGAAAAUUUAUGAAAUGAUUGAUGAGAUGACUGAAAAACGGAAAGAUGUUGUGAUGGAAACCCAUUUAGGGCAUUCCAUUCAAAGGAGUAUCAACUUAAUCUAA